Molecule: messenger RNA, 982 nt
Organism: Actinia tenebrosa (Australian red waratah sea anemone)
Lineage: Eukaryota; Metazoa; Cnidaria; Anthozoa; Actiniaria; Actiniidae
Product: prosaposin
Biological process (GO): sphingolipid metabolic process
Cellular component (GO): lysosome
Source: RefSeq, a predicted model, not a curated record
UCUACUUCCGUUGAACUACGCAUCUUUAAAUCGAGCCAACAACUCGUGCAGUGAGAACCCCAAGAUUUUCUUCAGCGUUUGAGAUACAACUAAACAACCGUAAACAUGAAGUUCUUCGUAAUACUGCUUCUAGCAGUUGCAGGAAGAAAUCAAAGAAGCCUUGAAAAAGGUGUGCAGCUUGUUGCCGUCAACUAUCAGUGCUGAGUGCACGGAAUUCAUCGACCAAUACGCAGACUUGGUCCUUAAGUAUCUGUCACAGGGACUCAAUCCUCAGAUGGUGUGCACAGAGCUCGGGCUGUGCAAAGGCUUAAACCUUAUCCAAGAUGUCUUACCUAAUACAAAUGACGUUGUUGUGAUAAAUGAAGUUGGAAGUACGACUUCUUGUGAGCUUUGUAAAACAGUUGCUCAGGAGCUUGAGAGUCUCAUUACCCAAAACUCCACUCAGCAAGAGAUUGAACAGGCCUUAGAGCAAGUCUGUAGCCUCUUGCCAGCAGAAUUAAAGAAAGAGUGUAACCAGUUCGUUGAACAGUACCUACCAGAAAUCCUAAACCUUUUGRCCUUGGAAAUCACACCCGACAUGCUUUGCAAGGAACUUGGUCUGUGCCCGUCCUUGUUAAAGGCAACAGCCGUUGAAGUGAUGGAAGUAACAGCUCCAAAAGAUGCCAAUCUGACUUGUGAUUUCUGUCGCAAGAUUAUUGGAUUAGCAAAAGAACUGGCAUCUAAGAAYRACACAGAGCAAGAUGUGGAAAAGUUGUUGGACCUUGUUUGUUACUACAUGUUACCAAUCAUCAAAGAGUGCAAGGACUUCAUUCAUAACACCAUCCCAGAGAUUUUURACGAACUCAAGAAAAUGGACCCAGAUGCCAUUUGUAAGCAACUCAAGCUGUGUCCUGAAUUGAGCGGCAUGAACARUGAAGUCAGAGGCUUCAUGACGGACUUCAAUCGCGAUGUACAACCUUGAUUUGGUCGGCGAUGUGAGUAG